Falco peregrinus (peregrine falcon) is the source of this 5308-nucleotide messenger RNA. It is a transcript of the gene LANCL2, whose product is annotated as LanC like glutathione S-transferase 2. Gene Ontology annotation, biological process: carbohydrate metabolic process; peptide modification. The record is from RefSeq and is a predicted model, not a curated record. The transcript has 9 exons. Gene Ontology annotation, cellular component: plasma membrane. Lineage: Eukaryota; Metazoa; Chordata; Aves; Falconiformes; Falconidae. Bases 874 to 2247 code for a protein of 457 amino acids.
CCUCGCCGCCUUCCCUUCCCCGCCGGGCGGGGGCCGAGGGCCGCCUCCCGCUCCUCAGGGCGGGCGCCGGAGCCGCGGCCGCCGCCUGCCUGCCGCCGGGGGUGGCCGAGGGUCGGCGCGCCCGGCCCGGGGGCUGCCGGCGGAUGAGCGCGGCGCGGUGGAGAAGCCGUGCGAAGGGGCUGGUGGCGUACUGCCUGCUGCUGGGGCUGGCCUUCCCCCUCCUACUGCUCCUGCCGCUCCUCUGAGAUGCGCCGGCCGGCAGCUCGGCCCCGCCGCCGGGGGACGGGCGGGAGGGGGCGGCGGCAGCCCCGCUCCGCUGCCCGGCGUGCGGCCGGCGGCAGCCGGAGGGCCUGAGGCUGCGGCGGGGCACGAUGAGGAGCUCGGGCGGGCUUUGCAGCGGUGCCACCCAGCCUGCGCGGGCGGGCGGGCUGCCUCUCCCCGCGGGGGGGCCCGGCCGCGGCCCCGGCCGCGCUCAGCCCCUGCGGGUGUGAUGCCGCCGCCGCGCUCGCCGCUCCCCCUCCCCGGCUGAGCCAGGCAGAGCCGAGCUCCCCCUUCGCCUACCCAAGCCGGGCUCCGGCGGCUCGGGGCGGCCUAGAUGGGCAAGCGGCCGCGGGCACUGCCGCCGCCGCCCCCCCCCUCAGCGCGGGGCCAGCGGGCCGCGCCUCGCCGCCCUCCCCGAGCCCGGCCCGGCCCCAGCGCCGCCGGCCCGCCGCGGGCCCCCCGCCGCCGCGCUCGCCCAGCCCCGGCGGCGGCCGUGAGUCGGUGGCAGCCGCCGGCCGCGGCGCUCGCGUCGCUCCAGAUCGGCCGCUCUGCGGGGCGGAGUGUGUCCCCGGCGGCUUGCCGUGCGGGGAGGCGGGCCGGGGGCCGGCUGAGAUGGGAGAGAGCAUGUCCAAGAGGCUGAAGCUGCAGCUGGGCGGCGAGGCGGAGAUGGAGGAGCGGGCUUUCGCCAACCCCUACCCCGACUACCAGCCCCACGCAGCCGGAGCCGCGGCGGCCCCCAGCGCAGCGGACGCCCAGCGGGACAGGGCGCUGCUCCCGCCGGACGAGGAGUCCCUCCCCUUCGGCGCCGACGGGAAGGUCAGUGCUCGGUUCUCAAAACGGAUUCAGGCAAAAAUCAAGGACCUUCUGCAACAAAUGGAGGAAGGGCUGAAGACAGCAGAUCCACAUGACUGCUCUGCCUAUACUGGCUGGACUGGUAUUGCCCUCUUAUAUCUGCAACUGUACCGUGUCACGAAAAACCAGAGCCAUUUGCAGCGAUCUCUUGAUUAUGUGAAGAGAAUCCUUCGCAAUCUGAAUGGCAGAAGAGUUACUUUUCUUUGUGGUGAUGCUGGGCCACUGGCAGUGGGUGCAGUGGUUUAUCACAAGCUGAAAAAUGACAAUGAAUCUAAAGAAUGUGUUGCCAAGCUGUUGCAGCUCCAAAGGACAGUCAUAGGCACAGAUGCUGAACUUCCAGAUGAGCUGCUCUAUGGCAGAGCAGGUUAUCUAUAUGCCUUGCUGUACCUGAAUACUGAAAUCGGUCCAGACACUGUCCCACAGUCUGCUAUCAAAGAGGUAAUAGAUGCUAUUAUUGAAUCGGGGAAAAACUUUUCGAAGGAGGAGCGGAAAACAGACCGUUGUCCGCUGUUGUACCAGUGGCACAGGAAGCAAUACGUUGGAGCGGCCCAUGGAGUGGCUGGGAUCUAUUACAUGCUCAUGCAGCCAGUUGCAAAUGUGGACCAAGAGACCCUGGCAGAGCUGGUGAAGCCGAGCAUUGACUAUGUGCGUCAUAAAAAAUUCAGAUCUGGGAAUUACCCAUCGUCACUGAGCAAUGAGACUGACAGACUGGUUCACUGGUGCCACGGUGCCCCCGGAGUCAUCCACAUGCUCAUGCAAGCUUAUAAGACUUUUAAAGAGGAUAAAUAUUUGAAAGAUGCUAUGGAUUGUAGUGAUGUCAUCUGGCAGAGAGGCUUAUUGAGAAAAGGAUACGGGAUCUGCCAUGGUACUGCUGGCAAUGGCUACUCCUUCUUGUCUCUCUAUAAUCUAACUCAGGACAAAAAGUACCUCUACCGAGCUUGCAAGUUUGCUGAAUGGUGUUUGGAGUAUGGUGCACAUGGAUGUCGUAUUCCUGACCGACCUUAUUCUCUCUUUGAAGGCAUGGCUGGAGCUAUUCACUUCCUCUCAGAUAUUUCAGUGCCGGAGACUUCCCAGUUUCCAGCAUUUGAACUUGGACCUCAAAGGAGGGAAAACAAAGUGGAACAGGACAGUUAAAAGAUCAUUUUGAAAGGGGACUGAUGCCAAGAGAUGAGACUGUUUAGUGCCUCUGAUACUGAACCAACUCGACCCUGAACUGAUGGAUGGAUAAACCCCUUUCCUCACCCCUCUUGCCCCAAAGGACCAUGAAGUCAUUAGAGCAUGAACGGGAGAAGCCACAUUUGAGUUCUGUUAAAAGUGACACCUUCAGAUGCAGGACAAGAGAAGUCAAGUUUUGAACUUUCUUCUGUUGUAUUUGUCUUCUUCAGGUCUUUGACAUGCUCUGCAUGUUUAUUGGUGUUGUGUGUUGAUUCGAGUCUUUUGUUGUUAGCAAAAAGCUGGUCUCCUUGUGACUCUCUGUCCUGUACCUUCGUGCAUGACUCACAACAGCAGUGUUGCUUUCUGCAGCGUGGUUGCGUAGAGAGUUCCACCUUACGCCAGAGAGUUUGCUGCAGGACAGUGUCCAGCUUCACUGGUGAGCUGGCAGCUUUGAAAAGAGAUGAAAAACGGUUUUAUGUUCAUAUUUUUCUGCUUUUUUCUCCACAGUCCCCAGAAGCUAAGGUGAUGGAGAUCAGCCCUUUUCAAUGAAGAGGUGUGAGGCCAUCUCUGUUUUCAGAAACUUCGCAGGCUGGAAGGGACCUGACUUGUCUUUUGCUGCUCUUGGGGGAGGUUGUUUUGAAAGCCUGAAAGAGCGGCUCCCUCCGAUACCUGCACCUGGUUAGCGAGUUAAGCACUUGGAGCAGGUUGGAGAUGCUUGUCCCCACCUCUGCAAAGCAUCAUCCCGUGGCAUGAGCUUAAACUACAGGUGGAACUACCUGUACCAACCUCCUGCUGCCAGCGACAGGAGAGCAGGGACAGCGUAACUGUGCUUCUCCCCCGCACAAGGAUUUGUAAUAAACCUGUCCUGCAGCACCUAGUAUACAAAUGAGUAAGGGAGGGUGUCAGGGCAGUUUCUUCUGCUGGUAUCUCGGGGUGACUGUUGCUUCCGAACCGAGGUGGUGAUUUGUUCUGGGCCCUUCCCUCCCUCUUCCAGCCCCGCUGCAUUUAGCCGGUAUAGUAUGACAGAAGUGACAAAUACCAGCUGCUUAUGGAGGCUGCGGAAAAUUAAUAAGCAAUAUGAAACCAUUGCUAGAGGCUGUAAUUGAAGUUUAUUUCAUCUUAAAAUGAAAAAAAAAAAAAAAAAAACCCACACCCAAACCAACAGAAAAAGCCCUUUGCCCUUAGUUUUAACUGUGCUGCUAGUGCUUUGCUUCCCCUUGUGGUGUGGUAGGCUUGUGAAAUACUAGACCUGCCUCCAGGUGCUCCUGAGUUGGGGAGAAGUGGGACACACUCCGAGUACACUGACGGUGGCUUAGGCAUUCCAAAUAGUAAGUACACUUACUGCUUGAGAAAGGUAAGCGUAGCAUACUCCACUCGCUCAAGCUCUGUUGUCAUCUUUCCUGCAGGUCUCCCUGUGCUCUGUCAUUCCAGGUGGUUAUUUUAAUUGGUCUCUUCUGUCGGGCAGAGUGUGACAGGUGACAGAGUUUGACCUUCAAGGUGCGCAUCGCGAUACGUGACCUGUGGGCCACGUGACCUGAGCGCCAGCGCUUCGGUCAGGCUUGGAGAUGCACCGUUGCUCCCGAGCAAGUCUCUGAACGGUAGCGGCUGCCUGCCUUGAGCUUUAUAGCGUUGGCUGCCAAAUCCAUUGGGAUAUUAAUAAUCUGCAAAUUCAGUUCUGCUGGACGACAGCAGCAGUGCCAGUGCAGGGACAGCGUAACGUCACAGUGUAGCUCCUCUGCUGGUUCGUCACUUAGGACUCAAACAUGGGAGCAGUGGGGGAGGGUUUUUCACUCCUCUGGCAAAGGGGAGAUGAGGUGGGGGCACCAAACCUGGCUGCAGCUGUACAGCUGGAGAUGAGGGGAAAUGCUGAAAAGCCGGGGGGGGGAGGGCUGCUGCCUGGCAAGCAGCUGGGGUGCAGCACACCGGAGCAGCAGAACGCGGAGGGAUCGGUGAGGAAUGGGGAGAGCUGGUUGUGGGAGGCAGUGCAGGGCAUGUACCAGUAGAGGCCAUCUCCAGGGCCAUGUUCCUCCGUGGCCAGCGUGCUGAGGUCUAACUCUGGGUUUCUUUCUUCAGCCUGUGGAUCGCUGAUCCUGCCCGUAGACAGGGAGGAGACUUGCCCGGUUUGAAGUCUCACAGAAAUUUCUAACAAAGGAGGGAGAGGGCAGCUCUGAUCCUGUUCCGUAUCGCCCCCCACCCCUUUGUUCCUUCACCUGAGACUGCAGGGCGUGUGGGGUGGGUUAACGGGGAAGGGGCUUGCCAGGUUUGCAGGAACCACCUGCAAACACAGAACAGAAGCCACUGGCCUUCCUGGCAAAUCCCACACGUGUCGUACCGACUGCUUAACCGGGGGGUCAACAGGCAGGGCUUUGGCAUUCAGUCAUUGUACACAGAUACGCCUUCUUGGUGGCUGAGCUUGGAACGGCACCUGUGGGAGGUAAUAUUUGGCUGGCUGGAGCCCAGGAGGAAUUAAAUCCUGUUGGUAUAAAAAAUAUAGAGGUAUAUACACAUUUACAACAGCUUAAUACUGAGCAGAUCUCCAAGAUGCUUGAGUGCACCAGUCAAUAAUGAGCAAGUCAGCUACCAGCUCUCUGUACCAAGCCAGCCUUCUGCUGCGGUGGGGCCUGGCACCGGCUUCCCUGCAAAAUCCUCUUGGAAUGGAGCAAGACUGGAAACUGAAUGUAUUGAGUUGUGAAGCGUCUGACUGUGUGUCUGCCUUGUCUUUCUGACAUGACUUUCCCUGUGGCUCCUCUUUCCUGUUCACAGCGCUGUGAUAUCUAGGUGGCCCAUUAAGAAAGGAUAGUGUGCGAAGGUGAAAAAAUGCAUUUCACCAAGGCAUUGUUUUCAGAAAUCACAUCAAACUAAGAAUGUGGAAGAUGUCUUAAUAGUCCCUAGUUUGCUUUGUCUGUGUGUAAUAGUCCAUCUGUUGCAAAAAGCAGUAGUGUUAAAAAUGGAGAUGCUCUUUGGGCAGAAAAAGAGGAAAAAAAUGCUGAUUGUUUUGUUCUUUGGCUUUAUUAGUAAAGAUCAAGCUAUGUGGUGGUAA